Messenger RNA from Salmo salar (Atlantic salmon), 1216 nucleotides. The record is from RefSeq and is a predicted model, not a curated record. Lineage: Eukaryota; Metazoa; Chordata; Actinopteri; Salmoniformes; Salmonidae.
UUUUAUUUAACUAGUCAAGUCAGUUAAGAAAAAAUUCUUAUUUACAAUUGCGGCCUACCCCAGCCUAACCCGGGCGACACUGGGCCAAUUGUACGCCACCCUAUGGGACUCCCAAUCACAGCCGGUUGUGAUACAGCCUGGAAUCAAACCAGGGUCUGUAGUGAUGCCUCGCAUACUAAGAUGCAGUGCCUUAGACCGCUGCACCACUCUAAAGGAGAGAGAGACCGCAUGGUGGAUGAACUGAGGAGCUUUAAACUGAGUGAUCCUGACGUGGGCCAGCUCAGAUGCCUGCUAUAUGGACCAGUCGGUGCAGGAAAGUCCAGCUUCAUCAACUCAGUCAACAAUGUCUUCCAAAAUCGGACAACAAGUGGUGCCCUGGUAGCUUCUACCUCUGGCACAAGCUUCACCAUGACAUAUGACACACACUACAUUCAAGGCCGUUCAGGAGAAAAACGUCUUCCCUUUGCAUUCAAUGAUGUCAUGGGUCUGGAAACACAAAAAAAUGGGUUGCACCCUGAUGACAUCAUCAAUGCGCUGAAGGGCCAUCUACCAGAGGGCUAUGAGUUCAAUCCUUUCCACCCAUUAUCGGAUCAAAAAAAGGAAUUCAUUCAGAAUCCCAGCUUAAGUGACAAAACUCACUGCCUGGUGAGUAUUGUGUCAGCAGACAAAAUCUCUCGCAUGCAAAAGGAUGUCAUAGACAAGAUGAAGAACGUCAGGGCAGAAGCCAGCAGACUGAAAAUCCCUCAAGUUCUUGUCAUGACCAUGCCAGACAUGGCUUGUGACGUGGUGAACAAGGAUGUGAAGAGAAUCUUCUACAGCAAGGCGAUCAAAGAGAAGAUGCAGAUCUGCAGUAAUGAGCUAGGCCUUCCCAUGAACUGCAUCCUGCCGGUGAAGAACUACCACGAGGAGGGGAUGCUGGAUAACGACAUGGAUAUCCUGAUACUGAACGCCAUGACUCAGAUUAUGAACUUUGCCAACGACUACCUCUGGAACCUCCAACAACAUGCAAUUCAAAAAUAGAAUGAGUAUUAAUAGUGAGCCCUAAGCUCGGAAUAAAGUUCUUAAUUUCUAUAUUUUUUACAUUGUUGUCGUGUCAUUUUACUUCCAUGUAGAGGCCUAAAUAUGUUAUCUGCGGCUCUGGGAGAAAUGUAUUUCCAGUGAGUAUGCAUUUCGUGUGACAAGAAAAUCUUUCAAAUAAACUGAGCAUUGCUGUGCA